UUGUUCUUGUCCCUCCCCAUAGUACAGUUCUACUCCUACUCAUCACUCAUCUUUCAUCUCAACAUCGUCUCCGCCACCAAGAAACACAAAACCGGAUCUUUAUCUUUCAUCUCAUCUCACUUUCAGUCAUGAAAUUCCCAUUUCUUAACCACAUUCCCCAUCAUCCAAACCUCAUUCCCAUUUCCAAUUCCUAUUUCACUUUCUUCUAACACUUACCACACUGCACUUUCUUGAAAAACAAGAAACUUUCCAUCUUCAUGCCGAAACCCAUCAGAUUCUAUGUCCAAUGGUGGUGGUGGGUUGAUUUAGCAGUGCCCACUGAUCUCAUUUCACCAAUGAAAAGGUCAGUCUCAGUCCGUCCCUUUUUCACCAUUUUAUUACUCAUUCUCUUCACUGUCACACUAAGUUGUCGGAUCUUGAUUCGUAAAGGCGGUGUCUUUACCUCAAUUCAACUCCAACCCAAUCUUAUAGUUCACCCACCACUCCCAGUUUUCAACUCUACAUUGCUUAAAUAUGCUUCAAUUGACAUUGGUGAAGCUAAAUCAAACCAAGAAAUUGAGCAAUUAUUAGAGGGUAGUUUUGCUAGUCAAGGGAGGUAUAAGUCAUUUACUACUUGGAGAAGAUCCAAUCAUAGAAGUAUUAGAUCUAGUUCUUCUAAGGGCAUGCCCUUAAUCUUUAGGUCACCUCAGUUUUAUCGUUACUGGUUGGAUUUUAGAAGGGUUUUACAAAAUUGGUCUAGAAACAAGAGGUUUCAGCCUGAUAUAAUGAGUCAAUUGGUUGAGCUGAUGGGUGCAAAGAAAAAGUAUGAAUCUUGUGCUGUGGUGGGGAAUAGUGGGAUUUUGUUGCAGAAGAAUUUUGGUGAGUUGAUUGAUGGUCAUGAAAUGGUUUUUAGAUUGAACAAUGCAAGAAUUGAGAGAUUUGAGCAAUUUGUUGGGUUUAAAACUAAUGUUUCCUUUGUAAAUAGUAAUAUUUUGCAUCUUUGUGCUAGGAGAGUUGGGUGUUUUUGUCAUCCGUAUGGAGCUAAUGUUCCUAUGGUUAUGUAUAUUUGUCAGCCUAUGCAUCUCUUGGAUUAUACCAUUUGCAAUGCUUCUCGAAACUCGCCCGUGAUUAUCACCGAUCGACGAUUUGAUCUGUUGUGUUCGAGGGUUGUGAAGUAUUACUCGUUGAAGCGAUUCGCUGGGGAGACGGGGAAAUCGUUGGAUGAGUGGAGCUCGUCUCAUGACGGUUCCAUGUUUCAUUACUCUUCUGGAUUUCAAGCUGUGAUGUUGGCUUUAGGGACUUGUGAGAAAGUUAGCAUCUUUGGAUUUGGAAAAUCAGCUCAGGCUAAGCACCAUUAUCAUACUAAUCAAAAGGGCGAGCUUCGGUUACAUGAUUAUGCGGCGGAGUAUGAUUUUUAUCAUGAUUUUGUGAGCAAUCCGUUGGCGAUCCCGUUUGUUUCAGCCAAUGCAUCUUUUGGACUAUUUCAUUAGCAAUACUUCUCAAAAUUCGCACGUGAUAUCAGCAAUUCGAUCUAUGGUGUUAAAGAGUGGUGAAGUACAGCUCGAUGAAACGAUUCGCUGAUGAGACGUGGAAAUCAUUGGACUAAUGCAGUUCGACCCGUAACGGUUCUCUGUUUCAUUGCUUUUCUUGUUUUCAAGCUGUGUUGUUGGCUUUAGGCAUAUGUGAACGUAUUUUUGGAUUUGGAAAUCACCCCAGGCAAAACACCAUUAUCAUGCUAAUCAAAAAGGUUACAUGAUUGUGCGCCGGAAUAUGAUUUUUAUCAUUACGGUUAGGUGAGCAAUCCGUUGGCAAUCCCGUUUGUUUCAGGCAAGUUCAAGUUUCCUCCGGUGGCAAUUUAUCAAUGAAUUUUGUUUCAUUGCUGUUAUAUCUGUAGUCAUAGCUUGAAUCUUUGUGUUGCGAUUUUACAAUUUCCAGAGAGAAUUAGAAACAAAGAUUUCUGUUUCAUAUUCUGUACCAUCCGAAAUAUAGAUACUAAAUGUAAAAUUGGCAAGAAUAUGAUAUCAGAUUUUGGGUUUAA
This is a messenger RNA of Mercurialis annua (annual mercury), 2017 nucleotides long. Its product is annotated as beta-1,6-galactosyltransferase GALT29A. The record is from RefSeq and is a predicted model, not a curated record. Gene Ontology annotation, molecular function: sialyltransferase activity. Bases 258 to 1469 code for a protein of 403 amino acids. The transcript has 2 exons. NCBI's taxonomy places the organism in Eukaryota, Viridiplantae, Streptophyta, Magnoliopsida, Malpighiales, Euphorbiaceae.